AAAUUGACGUCUUGUGGUAUCCAUCUCCAAAUAAAACCCUGAAAAUGAGCAAAAGACCAUUUAAAUAUUCAUCAACAUACUAUAGAAAGUUGAAGAAACUUUCUGUAGAGGAUACAAGGCAUUCAGGACUCAAGAAAAAUGAGGAAUAUCGCGCAGUUCCUGAUGGAAUAAAUCAAAGCAACAAUGACCACUUCAAUGACUCAGUUGAAGAACGUUCAGAUGAGGAGGUUGGAGACACAACGGAUCAAGAUGAAGCAUAUUUUGAAGAAGGACUGAAGGCUUGGGCAAUUGACCACAAUGAGACUGGUGCUUCAAUAAAUCAACUUCUCACAUUGCUAAGAACACAUAAAUGCUUCAAAUAUCUUCCGCGGGAUAAUAGGACACUACUGCAGUCUCCGCAAAAUGUAAAUAUAACCUCUAUGGGCUCAGAUGGAGAAUUCUGGUACAACGGCUUGGGGAUCAACUUGAAAAGGCAAUUUAUUCACAUGAAGGAGGAUACGCAGAUCUCCUUGAAGAUUCAUGUUGACGGUGUGCAAAUCUACCGUAGUUCUAAAAUAGACUUUUGGCCAAUACUUUAUAUGGUUGAGGAAAAUCCUGAAUUUCCUCCAGAAGUUGUUGACAUUUAUUGUGGUGAUAAGAAACCAGAAAACAGCUCGCAGUUUCUUAAGCAAUUUAUAGAUGAGUUAAGAGAUCUUAUGGAGAACGGAUUGAUUGUGAACGGAUUCACCCUGUCAAUUAAAGUAAAAUGUGUUAUCUGCGAUUCACCGGCGAGAGCAUUUAUUAAAGGUGAGAUUUCUUAAUAAAUUCCGCUGUUGGAUUGUGAAUCAAAUUAGGUUUUUUGCUUUUUGUGGCAAAUAUCUUCUUAAAUAGUUUUUUUUUCUUAUUGUGCUACUUAGUGUUCAUAUUUUGUAUAAUUCGUUUUCUUAUUAUAUUAUUUAAUGUAUUUUCCUGUGAAUUGACAAUUUUCAGGGACAGUGUAUUUCAAUCAUUCACAUGGCUGUGGCAAAUGUGAAAUUGAGGGAAUUUACUACAAGCAAGAAAGGCACAUGUCAUUUGUCAGAUCUAAUGUCCGGAAAAGGACAGAUGAAAGUUUCCGUGCAAAAAGGGAUGAUAAUCAUCAUAGAGAAACAUCAGAAUUUGAACGUAUUAAAAUUGAUAUGGUGCGAGAUUUUCCCAUUGCCGAUUCACUUCAUCUAAUCGAUUUAGGUGUAAUGAAGAAAAUGUUGUUCACUUGGGUGUUCACGAAUACGAAUUACAACACAAAGUUUUCAGGUAGAGAUAUUCAAACGAUGUCUGCCUUUCUACAGCGAAUAAACUCUACAAUGCCAUCCGAAAUUCACAGACGCGCUAGACCUCUCACACAUCUUAAAAAUUGGAAAGGAACCGAAUUCCGUACAUUUAUUUUGUAUAUGGGUCCGGUGAUUUUACGGAAGCUUUUGCCAAACGAUGGGUACUUUAACUUUAUGUUACUCUUCUGUGCAGUAACGAUCUGUACCUCAGAUCAUUACAAAAGUAUGCUUGGUGUUGCAGAAGUAUUAUUUAACGAAUUUAUUGAGACUUAUAUAAACCUUUAUGGAAUAGAUUCAAUUGGAAGCAACCUACAUGGCCUUACUCAUCUCGUAGAUGAUGUUAGACAUCAUGGCUCAUUGGAUAAGAUAUCAUCCUAUCCAUUUGAGAAUUAUCUUCAUCAAAUUAAGCGAACAAUAAGGAGUGGAAACAGGCCACUGGCACAAGCAGCAAGGAGAGUAACUGAAAAGUCUCAGCAACAAAAUGUAAUCGUACAAGAACUGACUUAUCCACUGCUAAAAGGAAAAACAUCUGAGGAUCACGAGCUUUCGGAAUGUGAUGGAUCAUUCAGCUGCGUUCUUGUAACUCACGAUUUCUGUUUAAAGAACGACUCAAAAAACAAAUGGUUCUUAACAAAGCGCAACAAAAUUGUUGAGAUGAUAAAUGCAACUAAGAACAAUGGAGAGGUUUAUAUUUAUGGUACAGAGAUUGGAAGAUGCGUAGAUUAUUUUGAAAAGCCAAUAAAAUCAUCUUUCUUAAAUAUUUAUUCCACUAAAUAUAUAAUUCAUGAAAAACAAA
Messenger RNA from Phlebotomus papatasi, 2085 nucleotides. RefSeq lists its product as uncharacterized. Bases 45 to 800 code for a protein of 251 amino acids. The record is from RefSeq and is a predicted model, not a curated record. The transcript has 2 exons. NCBI's taxonomy places the organism in Eukaryota, Metazoa, Arthropoda, Insecta, Diptera, Psychodidae.